Messenger RNA from Archocentrus centrarchus (flier cichlid), 1482 nucleotides. RefSeq lists its product as uncharacterized. The coding region runs from base 132 to 926 and encodes 264 amino acids. Lineage: Eukaryota; Metazoa; Chordata; Actinopteri; Cichliformes; Cichlidae. The transcript has 5 exons. Gene Ontology annotation, molecular function: protein binding. The record is from RefSeq and is a predicted model, not a curated record.
UGUAUAAAGUUAUUAUAAACAGGAAUGUGUGAGGUGGGUGACAUGGAGGAGACCACCUGUGUGAGGAGUGUGGGGGUGUGUUUGUAGGGUGGGGGAGUUACCUCCUCAUUCACGCCUUUUUUUUGGAUGUUAUGAAAAGCCUGGCUAUGCAGCAGCUUUCUGGUGAGAAAAUGGAGAUCAGCAUGUUUUUCCUGCUGUUGCUUCUGGUCUGCUCUGUCUCAGCAGAUCAGACAGAGGCAGAAAAGGAACUCUUUGGUCAGCAGAUUGCAGCACAGCAGCCCUGUUUACAGGACAUCCAUGCUGUGCUGAGACAGCUGACCGCCUCAUUGGCUGAACAGAAGGUGGAGAUCAGGAUCUUAAAGCAGGAGAAUCAAGCAAAGCUGAAAGAACUGGAGAGCCAGAAGACUGAGAACGACAAACUGAAGCAGCAACUGAAAGAACAUGAAUCAAAGCUGGAAGAACUGGAGAGACACAAGUCUGAGGUUUACAAGUUAAAGCAGCAGCUACAGGUCAAACAGGUGGUGUUCUCAGCCGCUCUGCUGACUGAGGGGGAACAAACUAACGGACCCUUUAGCACAGAGACUCUGCUGGUCUUCAAACAUGUAGUCACAAACAUUGGAAACGCCUACAGCCCACACACAGGUAUUUUCACUGCCCCAGUGAGGGGAGCCUACCACUUUGAGUGGUAUGUUGGUGCAGUUGGAGAUGCUUCACAUGCUACAUGUGCUGUGCUGUUUAAGAACGGAGAGCAAAUAUUUGCAGCGUAUGAACUUCAGCCGUCCCAUUAUGGAACUUCUUCUAAUGGAGCUUCUCUGGUUCUGGAGGCUGGAGAUCAGGUGUUUUUGCAUCUCUGUGCUAAUGCCAAAAUCUACGACAAUCAAAAUCAUCAUAACACCUUCAGUGGGCACCUACUUUUCACCAUGUGAGAGGAAAACUUCAACCAGUCUGAGAAUGAUGUCAGACUUUAUUGGUUUAAAAUGUUCAUUAACUUCAGUUUACACUUAGAAAAAAAGGUGAUGAUACAGUGAAAAAAUUCAACAAUUCACAGUCAAAUCUGUUACAGAAUACUCACAAUGACUCACAACUUUUCAAGAUAUUUUUGUUCUGAUUGAAGAAUAAUGGGGAAAAACAUGUUUAUUUCAUUUAUUGCAUUUUGUUCAAAUUUAGAAAUCAACAUAUUAGAAAACGUGAUGUAAAAUAGUUACAUAAUAAAGUGCAUGAAAGUAAUGUAACCUAUUACAUCUGAUUUCUAAAUUCUUUUUAAGCUCAGCAGGAAAGCAGCAGCAUACUUCACAGGCUGCAGAUGGACAUGUUGAUGUUUUUCACACUGCUGUUAAAAAAAAGCUUUGUGCAGUAAAGUUUGAGCUCUUUACUGAUUCUAAAAGAAUGUAUUUAUGGCUUUUCAAACACUAACAGUUAUUCUGUUCUGGUUGCAUUCUGACCCACGUGGGCUUAGUCAGCUUCUCACAAGUGUUUUAUUCU